Molecule: messenger RNA, 2677 nt
Organism: Suricata suricatta (meerkat)
Lineage: Eukaryota; Metazoa; Chordata; Mammalia; Carnivora; Herpestidae
Gene: ASAH1
Product: N-acylsphingosine amidohydrolase 1
Exons: 14
Coding region: 5-1684 (559 amino acids)
Molecular function (GO): N-acylsphingosine amidohydrolase activity
Source: RefSeq, a predicted model, not a curated record
CUGAAUGUACAGCCCUUUCUGGGCCGCUUGGGGACACCGUACAGGUGGCACCAGGCCCCGAGUGGACGGGGGGCUACCUCCGCGUGUCGCCCGCGGCCAGCACCCGAGCAGGCUCCGAGGUGGGCGCGGACCUCCACGCGCCACGACCGGGAGGAAAGUUCCUGAGCCCCACCCGCCGGGGGCGGAGCUCUGGCUGGGCCCAACCACUGCCCAGGGGCCCGGGGGUGGGCCCGGCCAAUCUCGCGGUCCUAAUGCGAGCCCUGACUCCCACCCCGAGGAUUCCCCACGCCUUCCCGAAGGCCCCCUCUUCCUGCCGCACUUGCCGCGACCCCGAAGAGCCCCGGUCUGCCCUUGCCGCCCCGUCUGCCCCGCGCUCCCCCGUCUCGCUUGGUGCGGCCCCGUGCCUCCGGUCACGCGGCGGCGGGGCGAGGCCUGCCUGGAGCCCAGCUGGUACUUUUUGCAGACUCCGCUGGCGUCUCGCGGAGCGACUGGCACCAUGCUGGGCUUGGGUCGCCUAACCUUCGUCCUCCUGGCCGCGGCGGCCACCUGCGCCCUGGCGCAGCAAGCGCCGCCGUGGACAGAAGAUUGCAGAAAAUCCACCUAUCCCCCUUCUGGACCGACCUAUCGGGGUCCGGUUCCGUGGUACACCAUAAAUCUCGACCUCCCGCCCUAUAAGAGAUGGCAGGAACUGAUGGCUCACAAGGCACCCGCGCUAAAGGUUUUGUUGAAUUCCAUGAAGAAUAUGAUAAAUGCUUUUGUGCCUAGUGGAAAACUUAUGCAGUUAGUGGAUGAAAAGUUGCCUGGUCUACUUGGCAGCUUUCCUGGUCCCUAUGAGGAGGAGAUGAAGGGGAUUGCCGCUGUUACUGACAUUCCUUUAGGCGAGAUUAUUUCAUUCAAUAUCUUCUAUGAAAUUUUUACCAUUUGUACUUCAAUAAUCACAGAAGACAAACAAGGUCAUUUACUACACGGGCGGAACAUGGAUUUUGGAAUAUUUCUUGGGUGGAAUGUAAACAACAAUACCUGGGUGGUAACCGAGGAACUAAAACCUCUAACGGUGAACUUGGACUUCCAAAGAAACAACCACACUGUCUUCAGGGCUUCAAGCUUUGCUGGCUAUGUGGGCAUCUUAACCGGAUUCCGACCGGGACUCUUUAGUCUUACGUUAAAUGAACGUUUCGGGACAAAUGGCGGUUAUGUGGGUAUCAUAGAAUGGAUUUUGGGAAAGAAAGAUGCCAUGUGGAUAGGGUUUAUCGUUAGAUCCGUUCUGGAAAAUGGCACAAGUUAUGAAGAAGCCAAGAAUAUAUUGACCAAAACGAAGAUACUGGCCCCAGCGUACUUUAUCCUGGGAGGCAACAAGGCCGGGGAAGGUUGUGUGAUUACGCGAGACAGAAAGCAAGCUUUGGAUAUAUAUGAACUCAACCCCAAGCAGGAUAUAUGGUACGUGCUACAAACAAAUUAUGACCGUUGGAAAAGUCCUUUCUUUCUCGAUGAUCGCAGAACGCCUGCAAAGAAGUGUCUAAACCGGAUAACCCAGGAGAAUAUCUCAUUUGCAACCAUAUAUGACGUCCUCUCGACAAAACCUGUCCUCAACAAGCUGACUGUAUUCACGACCCUGAUGGAUGUCACCAAAGGCCAGUUUGAAACCUACCUGCGGGACUGCCCAGACCCUUGCAUAGGUUGGUGAGCACACACUGGCUUCUAGAAUGCUCUCCGUGCGGCCUGAAGACGGAAACUCACCCCUGUCCGAGUAGUGCAGCUGUCUGAUCUCCUUCCAAAGACUGAGCCUCGGGGCAGUUUCUCUUUGAGGCAUGAACUCGUCUUAGUACCGAUCACAGACUGUUUCUGCCGCACACGAUGAUUGUUCUCAUUUACAGAGAACUCCGUAAGAGAACCCAGUCCCCUGGAAUUUGCGGUGUCACGUCACUUGGACAUUUGGGGACAGGGACACGGUGGGGCCCACCUCCACAGAAUGAAGCACGCGUCCCGGUGGGCGUGGACUCCUGCACACCAUCCCAUUUUUCCCGUUACUCCACAUAUUUGUAUGGUUUUUCGUACAGCAGUAUUUUCCUUUUGAUUCUGACUGCUGUUAACAUUGGCAUGCCAUCAUGGUCUUUGCUGUUUUUGACAGCAGUGUCAUUUCAACUGAUUUUGGUUGGAGAGGGAGGAGACAGGCAUUCAGGUAGUUCUCUCAAUAGGCAGUAAUACUUGAGCCUUUGACCCUGAAUAGAAGCACCUUUUUGGGUUCAUAAAGUAAUCUGUGUGCGAAGGCGGCCUUUGAACACAGAACGGAAAUGUCCCUUUUUCAUCAUUAGUCUCCCCUCCCAGUAACUCCAGGCACUUGUCAACUUCAAAAACUGAGUCCUAGGUUCUUUGAGUUAGUAGUAAAUAGGUCCAAGCCUGUGGAAAUUGACAGGUGAAUCCAUAAACUCUCAUAAAUAUCCACUUAAUACAUACUUAGUCUUUCUGAUCAAUAUGUAUAUUUUAAAACCUUUACUAAAAAUGUUUUUCAGAAAUCUGUUUGUGAAAAGUGCUGAUAGAACUUGUUAACCUUUCAGACUUUCACACAAUUAACUGUGAAGUGCAUGCUGGUUGGGUGAGACUGUAUCGUCUUGGUUUUGUGUAAUGUCACUUGUAUUCACGACUUGAAUAAAGAGUCAUCGGAAGUAGUGUCAGCAGA